This is a messenger RNA of Lucilia cuprina (Australian sheep blowfly), 6150 nucleotides long. RefSeq names its product roquin-2 (gene roq). Bases 235 to 4059 code for a protein of 1274 amino acids. The record is from RefSeq and is a predicted model, not a curated record. NCBI's taxonomy places the organism in Eukaryota, Metazoa, Arthropoda, Insecta, Diptera, Calliphoridae. Gene Ontology annotation, molecular function: metal ion binding. The transcript has 4 exons.
GUGUCGACACAGGGCUGUGCUUUUCAUAUAUUAGUUUCUCGAAAAAAUACAUAAUUGAAACGGGAAUUUUUCAUUUGCAAUUUUUAUUUAUUUUAAUAAAUAUUUUUUGUGUUACAUUGAAUUCAACGAGUAAAUAAAAUUAUUUUAAAGUGAAACAAAAGCAAAAAACUACAUCCAUAGUCUGGUUGAUAUAAAAGAAUUUGGAAGAAAAGAAUAAUAUGUGCAUUUUGAAGAAUGCCGUUUCAGGCGCCUUCUUGGACAGAAUUUUAUAACUGUCCUAUUUGUGAAAAUGAGUUUUCUACAAAUCAACGUUUACCAAUAAGUUUAGGUUGUGGCCACACCAUAUGUCGAGUAUGUUUAGCUACCGUAUAUAAUCGUCAAUGUCCAUUCGAUCAGACAUAUAUAUCAACAGAUGUUGAUAAUUUACCUAUAAACAAUGCUUUAUUACAAAUACUUAACUCAGGGGAUGGUAAUGAUAAUGGAAAUGAAGCAUCUAAUAAUUCCACUUCUACUAAUGCAACAACUUCCAACAACAAUAACAGCAACACCAAGAACAAUGCAAAUAUCAGCUAUAGCAACAUUAAUAGCUCCAACAACAACAGCAGCAGCAACAGCGGCGGCAACAAUAACAAAACGCUUAAUUCGAAUAGUGAAAACAACGAGGCGACAGCUGGUGAUACUGAGAUGCCACCCAGUGUUCGUAACUUAAAGCCAGAAGAUUUGAAAAGUUAUAAAUAUUCGAAAAAAUGCAUCGAAGAACUUGCCCAGUAUCUCAAAUCCUUUGUUACAAAUAGCGGUUGCACUUUAUUAACGCGUCCAAUGUUACGUAAAUUAGUGACUUUGGUAAAUUGCCAGCUAGUCGAGGAAGAGGGUCGUAUACGUGCUGUACGUACAUCACGUUUUCUAGGCGAACGCACUGUCACUGAAUUGCUGUUACAACAUCAAAAUCCCCAACAAUUAAGUUUGUGUCUGUGGGCGGCAGUGCGCUCGCGUGGCUGUCAGUUUCUAGGUCCUUCUAUGCAAGAAGAAGUGUUGAAAUUAGUUUUAAUGGCUCUUGAAAAUGGUUCUGCUUUAUCACGUAAAGUUCUAGUUAUGUAUGUUGUCCAGCGUUUGGUUGAUAAGUUUUUACCAGCUUCUAAGACAAGUAUUGGUCAUGUAGUUCAAUUAUUAUAUCGUGCUAGUUGUUUUAAAGUAUCGAAACGUGAUGGUGACUCAUCGCUGAUGCAGUUGAAGGAAGAAUUUCGUGAUUAUGAAGCCUUGCGGCGAGAGCAUGAUGCUCAAAUUGUACAAAUUGCUACUGAAGCUGGACUACGUAUAGCACCAGAUCAAUGGUCAUCGUUAUUAUAUGGCAACACAUCUCAUAAGUCACAUAUGCAGAGCAUAUGUGAUACUCUGCAAACGCCUUCGUCAUUCUCCCAAUCCAUACAGGAGUUGGUCUUAGCCUUGCAGCGCACGGGUGAUCCAACAAAUUUAUCUAAUAUACGGUCUCAUCUCAAGCAUUUGGCCAAUAUAGAUCCAUCACUGGAAGGUCCUCCCCCUACAUGGGAAGAUGUGGAAAAGGCUUUAGAUGCUGUGCGUCACGUAGUAUUGGGUUUAGUUAAAUUCAUGCAAUUUCAAAGCAAUCGUAAAGUACAAGAUUUUCCUGUGCCUCCGGUGUCUGCGAAUGGAAAGUAUAAAAUAAGUUUGUGUCGUGAUUACACGGAAAGACGUAUGUGUCCACGCGGUGCAAAUUGCACCUUUGCCCAUUCGGCAGAAGAACGUCAAAGAUAUCGGGCAAAACAUCGACGCACUGGAACUGUUGAAAAAAUCAUAACACGCCCAGCGACUGCCACUUCAACGGCUGGUGUGACGGCUGGCGCCAGUGGGUCAACGCAAACUUUGGAAAAUAUUAAAAAAGAAUUUUCCCCCAAUCCCAACUCACAGCAGAAUCAGUCAGUCAAUACCACGCACCACAACCAAACAUUGGGUCAUUUGCACACUAGUCCCGCUGAUAUGGUUAACUCACCCAUUAAGGUUAAAACUUCUCCCAUGAGAAAAUACGCCAACAAUGAAAACCCGAAUAAUAACGGUAAUAUAAUGCGACCCAAUUUAAUGGAUCCUCAAUUUGUUGGUGAUUUAUCGAAUACCACUUCGCCGCUUCAUAUUCAGGGUUCAAUAAAUGCUUUACAUGCGAGUCCCAUUCCUCCGGGGCAUAUGUUGGGUCUUACAGCUCCCACGCCUAUAGUGAAUGUGCCACCACUGCAUCAGCAGCAUCCUAGUUAUGAAAAUAUACCUUUUGGCGCGUUGAAUUUUGUGGGUGCCGGAACAGGAGGAGCAGGAGGAGUUGGUGGUAAAUUUGUACGAAUGCCAACAAUGGGUACGAAUUUGCCGCCUCCACCACACAUACGUCCACCCAAUCUAAGGGGUCCCAUAAGUAGUACUGGCAGUGGGGGACUACAAGGACUUUCGCCUAGAUCCUCUAUGCAUAACCCCAUAAACAUGACCACCGUUGUAAACCCACCGAAUUUACAGGGCACAAACUCCAAUAAGCCGCCAACGAGUCCUCUACAUAAAAACCUCUAUAAUAACUCAAACAUAACAGGAGAUUUUUACAAUAAUGUUCCUUCAUAUUUUGGCAAUCCCACUCCUGAGCGACAAUUGCAGAAACCACCCCAUAUGCCGGCUCCCACCAAUCCUUUGUGGGACUCGCAACAACAUCAACAACAACAACAGCCGCCACAGCAACUACAACACCAACAACAUCCACAGUGCCAAUCAUUGCUAAAGCCUUCAGAUUAUCCUCACACAAACCAACAUCACCUUUUGUUUAUGCCACCGUCAGCCAAUCAACCAAAUGAUUCCAAUGUAUUCUUUGAUAAAAACUCUUUGGACUUUAAUAAGACUCAACAAACAUCCAAUUUAGAUGAAGCUGUGCUACAACUCAAUGAUAACUUCAUGUUCAAAACAACACCAAAUAAUUUCUUAGAGCCGAACAGUGGUCAUCCCUUGAAAGAUUUAAACAAAAAGUCCAAACCACACAUGUUUUGGCAUACAAAUCAAUUGCCAAAUAAUGCAAAUUAUCCCAAUUCAGUUAAUUUGAAUAGCAACAACAACAACACUGGCAAUCCCAAUAGUAAUAAUAGCAAUAACAACAACAACAAUAAUAUUCAUAUUAAUAAUGGAGUGGUUAAUAUAGAACCACCAACAUCUUCUUCCCUAUUCCGUGAUAGGGAAUGUUUUGUACGCUCCGAUUCUAUACUAGAUGAUGAUGCGGCCACUUUUGAUGUACCACCCACAUCAACGGCGGCACUAGGCAAUAAAUACGGUCCCAUUUGUCCCAUGUACAAAGGCCUCAACACCUCAACAUCACCUAAUAGCACAACAAAUUCUUUUGUUGGCUCUUGGAAUGCUUUGAUUUCUCCAGAGAAUGACAAACAGUGUAGUAGUACUUCUAAUAAUCCUAAGGAUUUAUCAGUAUUCUCGCUGAAUAAUAAUGACAAUGCAUUAAAUAUGCCAUUCGAAAGACAUUUAACUGAUUCAACGGAUUUGACUGUUCCUGCCAUGGCUGCUGCUGCAUCAGCUCAGACCUCAACAGCAUUUGAUAACUUUAAUAAUAGCGUAGAAGCUGCCCUUUCAAAAUUAUCAUUGAAUUUUUCCAAUGACUCUCGAAAUGAUCAACAACAACAACAUCAGCAGCAAUUAACACAUUUCGAAUAUGAUGCUUUGGAUCAUAUUUUGGGUGUUAAUAAUAUGGGAAAGAACGACGAAUUACUUUGGAAUAAUGCCAGCGUCAAUAAUAAUAACAACAACAGCAACAGCUCAAAACAGUCAACAAUGAAUUUAGGUUUAAAUAGCUUUUGGAGUGAUAGUAAUACAACAGCUGCCUCACAACCUGUAACACAAUCCUCAACAGCAACUCUAAUGAAUAAUAAUCUACAAUUAAGCCAACAACAACAACAACAUCAUCAUCAACAACAACAACGUUUGUCACAUAAACUAGACGACACCGAAUUGGAUAUCACCGAAAUUGUAGAUAAAAUUUUACCCUAUGCUGAUGAUAGUGGCAUAAAAUUGGACUAAACAACAACAAAAAGGUAACACAACAAAAUAUAAAAAACACUUUUUAGAACAUAAAACUAUAAAAUACACCGCUUAAAAGAAAACAAAUCUCUCUCUUUAUAUAAUCCUAAUAUAUAUUUAUAUGUAUGUAUGUAAAUGUAUAGAUAUAUGUGUGAAUGAGUGAGUGUAUUAGCGUUUAUUUUGAUUUGCAAAUUUUUUAAAAGUGAUACCAGAACUAGUAGAAGGAACAUUUAAACUUAAUAUUUUUUCAAUUUAAGAGGCUUUGGGGGUUCUAAUAGAAAAUGUGUUAGUUUUUUUUUCUGUGAUUUUUUUUGUAAUAUCUCCUCCUUCUACUCUGUGGAAAACUCAAAUUUUCACCUCAAAAUGUUCCCAAAAAGUGUCAUUGACAAACUGUGACAACUUUAAGUUGCUUUUUUAAAUUAAUUAAAGAUUUUUAGAAAAAGAAAAGAAAUAAUUCAAAUUGAAAAUUAUGAGAUUGUAAGCGUUUAAAUUAGAAGUGUUUCUUGUCUGUUUUUUUUAGUUUUGAAAAUAUUUAAUUGUUUUGUUAAAUUCACAAGUUAUUGCAAGUUUUAUUUUGUAAGUAGUUUAUUGUUUUUAGUUUUAAGGGUGCAACCAAUAUUUUGAAACGAUAUUAUAGCUAUUGUUUUUAUUAUUGUCAUUUUAAAUAGAAAUUACGACGUAUAUACACGUUUAUAUACAACUAAAAAUCUAAAUGCAUAUUUUUAUUUAUUUUCUACAAUUUUUUUUUUUAAAACAUUAAAACAUCCAUUUUCCUCCUAAACGAAUUGAAAAUUUUAUAGCCGUUCUUAUGUGUGUAUGUGUGUUGUGUCAUGAAAUGGUUAACAAAAUAUUACUAUACUUUUUAUUACAUCUUAAUAAGUAUUGAAAGAAAUCUUGCGGUAAUAGGUUUUUUUUAUUAUUGAAAUAUUUGAGGUUAAAACAACUGAUUCAUUAGAUCGUUCUACAUGUUCUUCGUUAGAAAACUUUAUUAAUAUUGCGCUAAAUAAAAUAUAGCUUCUAUUAUUUUGUUGUAGGUUUUAUAAAUAAUUCUUAUUAUUUAAACAGGAUUUUUCUUUCAAAUUGUUAAAAAUCGUUUUAUCUAAAAUUUUUUUGAUCAUAUUUAUGAACAUUGUGAUCUCCGAUCAGUAGCAACAUGAUCUAAUGCUUGUUAAACUAUCAACAGCUUUAAAAAAAUGAAAGUGCUUCCAAUAAUAGCAAAACUGUUGCAACAACAGUGAUAAAACGUUUUUCAUUCUAAGGUUAAAACUUUGGACCAAUUUUCAAAAUAUCAUUAAGAUUUUUUUCACUUUCACAUGAGAACAAAAUCAUUUAAAAGCUUUAGUUUAUUUCCAACAGACACCAGUCUGCACCACAAUAAGGCAGUUAAGUGACAACAAAUUUCACUUUUAUUGCUUUAACAAUUUGUUCCAACAAUUUCGGAUCUAAGAUUCAAAUCGAACAAGAUUUUAUAGGUUUUAACUUUUCAACAAAGAAUGAGAAAACUUCAAAAUUUAGCAACAAAAACUAGUUUUAGAAAACAUGCUCUGUACCUAUUCCGAUUUGGCGAUUUGUAAAGACAUUAUAGAAUUGAAAUAUAAAAUGUUUGGUCUUUAUAUAAAACUCUUUAUAAAGGGCGGGUUUCUUACUAAAUUGUUAACUUGCUGUUAGAUUAAAUUCGGAACUUUAACCGAUGAUUGUGUUUUUCAGUUUUGGAUUACUAAAAAACACUAAACAUAUAUUAAACUAGGUUUAAACAAAGAAUAUAGAUUAUCUUUGUUAAAAAACCCCGCUCUUAGUAGAAGUUAUAUUGAAACACCCUACUAAGGCCGGGUUUCUUACUAUUCAGUUAAACUAGGCUUAACUUGCUGUUAGAUUAAAUUCGAAACAAAUUCGGUCUUUAACCAAUGAUUGUGUUUUUUAGUUAUGGAUUUAACAUCAGUUAACUUUGUGAGCAUUGCCAACUUUCCAAUCAAAAACAUAAACAAUAAACAGCUGUUUUUUGCAAAUAUCACUUUUGCAAAAUGUAAAAUUUUUGAAAAAAAUAUAAAAAACAUUUAAAACAAUAAUAAAUAAAACAAAACAAAUCAGAAA